Molecule: messenger RNA, 2770 nt
Organism: Spinacia oleracea (spinach)
Lineage: Eukaryota; Viridiplantae; Streptophyta; Magnoliopsida; Caryophyllales; Amaranthaceae
Product: wall-associated receptor kinase-like 10
Exons: 4
Coding region: 219-2453 (744 amino acids)
Biological process (GO): cell surface receptor signaling pathway; protein phosphorylation
Cellular component (GO): plasma membrane
Molecular function (GO): ATP binding; protein serine/threonine kinase activity; polysaccharide binding
Source: RefSeq, a predicted model, not a curated record
GAAAGGUAAAAGAGACGACUUGGAAAAGUUGCAAGAACCCAAGUCUUUUAAGUUUUGAAUAUAUCAGCUAUACUUACCAAAAAAAUUAAAAUAAAAAUUCGAGCAGCCAAGAAAUGUGCAAAAACCACAUUUUUAAUCCUUGGAUAAGUAAUAAUCGUAAAAGCAUUGCACAUUAUUGCGUAUUUUGUACUAUGUAAUACUACUGUCAUAUCAAUUUUAUGCAAUACAAACAUAAAACAGUGAUGAUAUCCCUGUUGUUACUGCUUCUGAAGCUGCAAUCAUUACUGCAGCUAACUGUAUCGUCUUCCUCCUUUCAGGGAGCUCCGCCUAUUGCAAAGCCUGAUUGCCAAGAUCAGUGUGGUGAGGUCAGGAUUCCAUAUCCUUUUGGAAUUGGUGCCAGUUGUUGCCAUAAUGAAUCCUAUGAGGUCAUUUGCAAUGCUUCUUUUCAUCCCCCAAAAUUAUUCUUGCAUCGUUUCAAUCUUGAGGUUAUGGACAUUAAUUGGAGUGGAAGGUACGGAGGAUACUACACGGACAAGGAGACAACUGAGCAAAUACUAGUAGUGGGGAACAUCCAUCAUAAUAUCUGCAACAGUCGUAAGGGUGAUGUUGCUAAGACUCCAUUUAAUCGGAACAUUGACCUCCGAGGUAGUCCAUAUCGAUUUUCAGGAUGGUACAAUGUUUUUGUAGUGGAGGGCUGUGGCGCCAACGUUGUGUUGAAGAAUGGCUACGGAGAUAUUAUUACUGGAUGUACUUCAAUAUGUACCAAUGAUACUUCUAAGAAGAACAUGACCAAUUGUAAUGGGGUUGGAUGCUGCCAAGCUACCCUCUUGUCAUCUCCAACAGACGGCUAUAUAGAAAAAAGUACAACAGCUGGCCUUGAUUACUACAAGAUAGAUUCUUAUUACGAAUCACUAUCCAAUACCCCAAUUUGCAAUGUGACUGCAGGCUUGCUUGACAUACGCUCCUUGACCAAGUUCUCUGGAAAAUUGUCAAGUUUGGAAACAUUCCCAACGGUACUUGAAUGGGGUAUUGCAAGCCCAAAAUCUUCUCACAACAUCGUCUGUGACGGCGGUUACAGCAGUUGUCAGUGUAACUUCCCUUACGAAGGAAACCCCUAUAUUCCCAAUGGAUGCCGAUUGAUCAGAGAAUGUCAGAAGUGCAAUCACGAUUGUGCUUCCAAUCAAACACAUGGCAAUGUGAAACAUUAUUAUUGUGAGAAGCAUCACCAUCAGAUGUUUAACCUGGGUUCCAUUCUUGGAUUCAGCAUAAGCACAGGAUCAGUGAUACUACUCCUAGUUUGCUAUUGGCUUUAUAGAAUGAUAAAGAGGAUAAAGGAGGUUAAGCAGAAAGCUGAAUUCUUUAGGAGAAAUGGUGGUUUACUGUUGCAGCAGCAAAUUUCUUCUAGAGAGGGAAUUGUCGGUAAGGGUAGAAUUUUCGGUUUUUGUGAGUUAGAGAAAGCCACAAACAAUUUUAGCAAAGACAGGAUACUUGGCCAAGGAGGACAAGGUACAGUUUUUAAAGGGAUGUUAGUGGAUGGAAGGAUUGUAGCCAUUAAGAUAUCUAAGAAGGUAGACAAGAUCCAGUUGGAGCAAUUUAUAAAUGAAAUGGUUAUUCUUUCUGUAGUCGAUCACCGGAAUGUUGUCAAAUUACUGGGCUGUUGUUUAGAGACAGAAGUCCCGUACCUUGUCUAUGAGUUCAUUCCAAAUGGAACACUCCAACAGCUUAUUCAUGACCCAAGUGAAGAUUUUCAUGUUACUUGGAUAAUGCGGUUACAAAUUGCUUCAGAAUCAGCAUGUGCUGUGGCAUACCUACAUUCAUCCUGUUCUGCUCCAAUAUAUCAUAGAGACAUCAAGACAUCCAAUAUACUUUUGGAUGACAAAUACAGGGCAAAGGUUUCUGACUUUGGAACCUCAAGGGCCAUUACCAUAGAGCAGACUCACGUGACUACUUGUGUUCAAGGCACAUAUGGUUAUUUGGACCCUGAGUACUUCCAAUCAAACCAAUUCUCUGAGAAAAGUGAUGUUUAUAGCUUUGGAGUAGUCCUUGCUGAACUCAUAACAGGCAAGAAAGCAAUUUUCCCCAACAAAUAUGGUGGCUGGACAAGCUUGGCUGCUGAGUUCCUCUUUCACAUGGAAAAUUCCCGUCUGUCUGAUAUUUUGGACACUCACAUUUAUGAAGAAGCCAAGGAAGAGGAGUUUAUUGCUGUGGCUAACCUAGCUAGGCAAUGCUUGAAUUUGAACGGGAAACAACGUCCUCCAAUGAAAGAAGUUGCAGUGGUGCUUGAGCAAAUCAGGUCACCCUAUGCGUCCAAGCCAAGACAAGCAGAAUGUCUGGAGAGUGAGUGUGUUGUCAUGGAGUAUGACUGUCCUUUCAGUACAGACUCAUCCUUGCUGGAAAAUAGUUCUAAUACUUCCUUUUACACUGAAGCCCUACCACUUCUGGCCAGUAGCUGACAUGACAGUUUAAGGUGUUCCAGGUGUGGAAUAGUGGAGUAUGUAAGAUCAUCCAGUUAGACCGCAAAGAGGAGCAUGUAACCCUAGGACUCUAGGAGGUUGUUCGGGGGAAGUCUGUUUUCGUAUCAGUUGUAUGUUGCUUAGAGAUAAAUUACUUGUAUUAUAGAGAUAGAGUAAACGUACCAAGUUGUGUGGAAGGGAAUUGUAAUACUUCCUCCGCCUUUUUAUUUGAUACGAAUUCUUUUUGAAGAUUUUUUUUAUUUGAAUCGUUUUUCUUUUUGGAAUGUCUUAUAAGAUGCAAUUUAAUUUUACCCUUA